Paramecium sonneborni is the source of this 1590-nucleotide messenger RNA. The record is from the annotation of a GenBank genome assembly. NCBI's taxonomy places the organism in Eukaryota, Ciliophora, Oligohymenophorea, Peniculida, Parameciidae.
AUGAUUUAAUCAAAAAUGAUAGAAAAUGAAGAAGAUCUGGUUUGCUAAUAUAAACAUAAGCAUCCAAUCUAAAUGGUUUCUUGUGAUCCAUCUCUAAAGAAGAAUUAAAGACUUUUAUGCUCUGAAUGCAUGAAAACUAUAGAUUAAUAAACAAAAUUAAUUAGUUUUUAGAAAGUUUUUUAAAACAUAAUGGAUAAUUAAAAGUUAAAGCAAGAAUCUAUUGAGAAUGCGAUACUGAUAAAUACUAAAUACUUAAAUUAACUAUAAAAGGAAUUUGAUUAAUUAAAAUCAAAUGUUGUUCGAUAAUUAGAUUAAAUAAUUGGAAAUUUAAAAGAAUGGAUCAAACACAUCGAAAAUAUUGGAUAUUAAAAUAUCAAUUAUAGUUUCUUUGAUGAAUUGGAAAAAUUAGCUAAUGAAAAAUAACUAGGUGAAUUUAAUUAGCAAUCUUUUAUUGUUUAAAUCACUUAAACUAAUUAAUCAUGGAAAAAAAAGAUUAUGAAAAAAUUAGAUUAAUUUAAAUAAUUCGAAGAAAGUGUAAAAUGUGAGGAAAUACUGAAUGUUUUAGAUAAUGUCAAUUAAAUGGAUUUGAAAUAAAAUAAUAGAAAUGAAAAAUUGAUGGAAGAUAAUUAAAUUGAACUUAAAUUAAUUGAGGAUUCUAAUAAAUAAGCUGGGUAUAGUUUUUAGAUAGUGUUUGAUAAAACUGGAUCAAUUAUGAUAUCAUCUAAUUAUGAACAAAUAAAAAUUUGGAAUUUUGUAGAAGGAAGAUUAAAAUUAUAAAAUACAUAUACUAUCCAUUAAGAUAAUGUAUUAUGUUUUGUGUAUAGCAAAUAAAAUAAUAACUUUAUUUCUGGUUCAAGAGAUAAUACAAUCAUCUGUUGGUAAUAAAUUAAUUAAAAUGAAUGGCAGUAUUCAGAACCAUUUCAUUAACAUAAUGAUGAAGUUCGUUGUUUAAUUUUAAAUAAAGAAGAGAAUCAGCUUAUUUCAGGAAGUCAUGAUAGAUCAAUAAAAGUUUGGUAGGUAGAUUUUAUAAAGAAUGAACUGAAUUUUCUGUAUUCUUUAAAUAAGCAUACCAAUCAUGUUGAGUCACUUAGUUUGAAUUAAUCUGAAACUAUGUUGGCCUCCUGUGGAGUCAGUCACUUUAUAAUUUGGAAAAAAAAUUCAUAAGGAGUGUUGGAAUUUAAAAAUAAAUAAGAUGUUUCACCUGGAUAUAAAAUACAUUUUAUUAAUGAUCAUCAGUUUAUUUGGGUCACUAAAUCUAAAGAUAUAGAUGAUAUUUUUGUUUUUGAAAAUUAGAAUGGAGUCUUUUAAUAGAAUACAAACAAAACUCUAAAAUUAAUAUAGAAUAACCAAUGUAAUGAUGAAAGCUAUUUCCCAAUUAUACAUAAUCAAGAAAGAAAUUUAAUAUUGGUAAGACAUAAAUAUGAUAUCUAUCUAAUUAGGCAAUUAAAAGAUGCUACUUUUAAGAUUUAUACAACAAUAAAGUUUUAAAAUGAAAGAGUUUAUGGAACUAUGACCAAUAAUGGGUAAUAUUUAAUAAUUUGGGAGAAUAAAGGAGAAAAAUAUAUAUCAUUUGAGAUAUUAAAAUAAUGA